Andrographis paniculata is the source of this 4251-nucleotide messenger RNA. RefSeq names its product homeobox-leucine zipper protein REVOLUTA-like. The coding region runs from base 1944 to 3974 and encodes 676 amino acids. NCBI's taxonomy places the organism in Eukaryota, Viridiplantae, Streptophyta, Magnoliopsida, Lamiales, Acanthaceae. The record is from RefSeq and is a predicted model, not a curated record. Gene Ontology annotation, molecular function: DNA-binding transcription factor activity; lipid binding. The transcript is spliced from 18 exons.
UCUGGGAAUGGGAAUCGCGCGAGUUACGGCGAUGGAGAGAGGAGAGAAAAGAGAGAGCGCCUCGCCGGCGAGGGUGAGAGGUACGGACUCCGGCGAUCAAUGGCAUCUUCCAAGGGAUAGUGAGAGAGGAAGAGAGGCGGACCAGCGUCGUCUUUUACCGGCGACGUAUCGAAGGCGCUGGUUUAUUCUUCCCCAGCAUCGACGACGGCGAGCACCGGGAGGGAGGGGGGGGGGGGGAAUAGAGAGACAGGGCGUCGGGAGCGAGCGGAAUGGGUCUGAGGCGUCGUAAACCGAUGGUUUUUGAGUAGCAAUGAUGGCUCUCGGCGGCUCACCUUCGUCUCCGGUGAGCCAUGACUGUGGCGCCCCCGGUAAGACGAAGACAUACAGAGAGAGAGAGAGAUAGAGAUAGAGAGGUCUCCCUUUUUCCUCAUUAAAGCAACUCCGACGAGCUACCUUGCGCCGUCGGAUGGCGAGGGCGACGGUGAAGGUUCACGGACAAUGACCCAGUUGGAGCAGCCAUAGUGCAGUCUGCCAGUGGGCUUCCAACCGUUGUUCCGGCAAUGCCGAUCCGGACAACUUCCUGGAUCAAGUGUCAGGGAGAAGAUCGCCAAGAGACCUAAAGUAGGAUGGCUCUUUCCUUUGUUUUUGUCUCCCCCUCUAGUUUUGUUGCUUGCAAUGCUAUCCAAUGUGAUAAUCAUGUAUCACAUAAACGUUUAGGACAUCCAAAUUCUCAUGUACUUCGAGUCUUGCUUAAAUCUAGGGUUUUGCCCAAGAUUUUAUUUUUAGUAUAUUUUAUCAUCUCGCAAAAGUCAACAUUCAACAUAAAAUAUUGUUUUUUAUAUUAUCAACACGAUUCUCUAUACCUCAUGUAAAAAAAUUCUUCGAAUCAACACACUAAACAAACAAACCACUUGUUUGCUUGGGAAUAAAAACUCUUUCUGUGAAUGAUGAUAUUGAGUGUGAAUCUUGCAAACUUGGUAAAAACAGAACCCUUUCUUUUUCUCUACAUCAGAUUCACACCACCAAACCUUUCAAACUUGUUCAUUCUGAUUGGUGGGGCAUUGCAUUUGUAAUAUUUCAUGAACGUUACAAAUACUUUGUUACCUUUAUUGUUGAUUUCACUCGUUUUACUUGGGUAUAUUUCCUUGGAUCUUAAAGCGAGGUUAACUAUGUGUUUAGAGUCUUUCUUGCACUAGUCGAACACAGUUUUCUGCCAAAAUCAAAAUAUUGCAAUUUGAUACGGGUGGGGAAUAUAUGUCAAAUGAAUUUCAGCUUUUCCUUCAAAGUCAUGGCAUCAUAUCUCAGCGCUCUUGUUUCUACACUCCACAACAAAACGAUGUCGCCGAAAGAAAAAAAUCGCCAUCUGCUUGAUGUUAUUUGAACUCCUCCUUAUUGAGCCUUGUGUUCAUUCCUAGUUUUGGUGCGAGCCUUUACCUAAUGCUGUUUAUUUAAUUAACGAAUUGCCCUCCCCUACCUUGAACAAUCGGUCCCCCUAUUUUUGUUUGUUUAGGCAUCCACCAGAUUAUUCUAAUCUUCUGCUCAAUCUGUUAAAUGUGCUUUCUUGGGGUAUGCUAGAGCGCAAAAAGGGUUUCUUUGUUAUGAUCCUCACACUCGUUGAACUCGUGUUUCUAGAAAUGUAGUUUUCUUUGAGAAUUAACUAUUCUUUAGCUCAGAUCAAAUUUCAAAAUCCUUUUCUCUGUCUAUUCUACCGGAUUUCUCCGAGUCACGUACACCUAUACAGAGGUUUAACCCGGAUUAUGUUUAUCAUAGACGUCUUCCUCCUACAUCUGGUCCUCCUACAAGUCCUACUAUGGUCCCUACGCCACCUCCUGCAGAAUCUGAUCCAGCCAGUUGAGAGUUCUCUUCAAUCAACGUCUUGGGGUUGUGCCAUCUGCCUGAAGCAAAAAAUCAUCUUAUCCUCGUGAAGAUUGCCAAAUAAUAACAUGAGUCUUUUGUCACAAGCUGAGGAAAUAAAGGAAGGGUUCCUCUCCAAAGCUGUUGGAAACGCUAUUAAGUGGACACAAGUACCUGGCCUAAAGCUACAUAAUCAAGGUUCAGAUGGAACUUUCUAUGUCUCUUGUGACUGCAUUGGAGUGGCUGCAAGAGCUCAUGUCACUAUGCCUUUUGAUCUAGUUGAGAUAAAUGAAGUCCUCAAAGACAGGCCAUCUUGGUCAAGACUUUGCCGGAAAAUGAGUGUUAUCAACACAUAUCUGACUAGCUGUGGAAAUACUAUUGAAUUAAUCUCCACACAGUAUUAUUCCCCCACAAACUUGGCUUCUGCUCGAGACUUCUGGACAUUGAGAUAUACUUCUGUAUUAGAUGAUGGAAGCAUUGUGGUCUGCGAAGGGUCUGUUUGUGGUUCUCAUGUUGCACCAUGUCCACCUACUGCCAUAGAAUUUAUCAGGGGAGAGAAGCUGGCUAGUGGUUAUAUAAUCUGCCCUAAUGAAGAAGGAUCGACCAUAUAUAUGGUUGAACACUUUGAUAUGGAGGCAUCUUCUGUUCCGGAGCUGAUAAGACCCCUUUAUGAGUCACCUGAACUUGUGGCGAAGCAGAUGAUUCUUGCUGCACUUCAUUAUAUUGAACAUAUGGCCAAUGAGAAAAGUGGUAAGCUGAAACAAGCUAGCUGUGAGGAUCCUGUUUCUAUGAGAUUUAUCAGUCAAAGACUUAGCAGGGACUUCAAUGAAGCUGUGAAUGGAUUUCGUGAAGACGGGUGGACUUUGUUGAAUGUUGAUACCUCUCAUGAUCUUAUGUUAUCCGUCAAGACAAUUAAGAGUUCUGGAGCAAAUCCAAAUGAUUAUAAUGUUCUUUGUAUAAGAUCGGCUAUCCUUCUUCAUAAUGUUUUUCCUGCGGACAUGACAAGGGCUCUGAAAGAGCACUUAUCAGCUUGGGUAUACAAGUUCUCUGGCUGUGAUUCUUCUGAUCCAUGUUCAGAAGCUGUUAGCUUUGCCUCUAAGUCAAACAGUGUUCAUAAUCUUGUGGAAUCUACUGAUCUGCUUGGCUACACAAGUAGCGAUGAGGCAUUGGAAGCAACUCGAUUUAAAUACAAUCCAGAUUGCAUGCCUAAUGUUUCUUCUGGGGAUCUAUAUCAUUUGAUGCUUAUCAAUGGAAUGGAAGAUACUGGUUUUGGUGCUUGCUCAGAACUAAUAUGUGCACCAUAUGAAAAAUCUAUGUUCAUUCAGUCUUUUGUAUUGUCGUUUGGAUUUCGAGUUAUCAUGCUGGGCUCAUCUCCAGAGUCUGGGACAUCAACUGAUUUGACACCAAAGGUUGAAUCUAAUAAGAGGAAAGCACUAACAAGUUCUACGCCACCACCCUCGCUACUGGUUCUUGCCUUCGAGUUUCCUUUUCAGGGUGAUAUUCCAGAAGGUCUAGUAGUGAUGGCUCGCCAGUACAUUCAAAGUGUAAUUUCUUCUGCCAAAGAUCUAGCUCUGGAAGUAAUGAUGUCUGGAGAAAGACCUGAAAAGAGUGCCAAAAAAGAUAUCCCGGAGACAGCUGUUGUAAAUCCUAAUGCAUCCUUUGCAGACAACCUUGCUACCUUGUUAUGUCUAAGCUAUAACUCUAUAAAAAUUCAAAAGAGAUCACUCGUAGGCUUGUAUCCGCUUGACAUCAAUUAUACUGGUUCAUUCUUGGAACUUGUGCAGCACCUUCCACAUGCCAUUCUCUGUGUCUCAUUUUCGUCUAUUCCAGUGCCUUUAUACGCUAACGACCAAGCAAUGACAAUGCUAGAGGCUACAGAAGAUACCCUGCAAAUGGUCGAGAUGGAGAGGAUCCUCGGCUUCUUUGAUGAUUACCAUACACUGCGUUCUGUCGUCCCAGUUGUACUGUAUCUGGGGUAUUGUAAUUUGCGGAAGGGAGUUGGUUUGACAUUAGACGAUAACAUCUUCUCCUAUAAAAAAGGUGUGGUGUGGCAAGUGCAGCACUAUGAUGGUUCAAUCCAUUGCCUUGCUAUGGCGUUUCAAGAUUGGAAACACAUGUAAGAAUUUUCAUUUCGGUUGUGGAUAUUGUCCAUUUGCCUCUUCGGAUUGUGGACCAUUUGAGCGCUUUGAAUUGGUACCUUUUGUUUUCGCGUUUGUAUAGUUUUCAUAAAUGUCUUGAUAAUCUACUCAGGAUGGAUGUUUCGACAUGAGUUGUUUGAUCUGAAUAGUUUUACUUACGUAUAUAAUAGGUAAGAAUUAGAACUUAAUAAUGUUUCUUAUGCUUGUGCUGUGCUAUUUGUUCAUUUGUUUUUAGUUAUGGGUGUUGUGGAAGUCUGGA